ACGGACGGACGAGAUAUUCUCAGAGUCAGACCAAAAAAUUGGUUGUACUUGUUGGUAAGUAUAAAAUUAGGGUUUUGAGGAAAUGAUAGUUUUGGAAUUUGAUUGAAGGAAAUGACAUGGACAUGGAGGUUGAGAUUGAGAUCACAAACACUGACUUGUGUUUUGUGUUUGUGUCGCCAUUCAUCUUGUUGGCAAUUUCCCUUUCCCCAGAAAACGAAAACGAAAACGAAAACGAAAACGAAAACGAAAAGGGUUUUGAACAGUGAUAGUGUGGAUUCCACUUUGUCUAGGUGCCCAUCUGAUUUGAUUGCUCUUUCAUUGUUCUUGUGGUCUGGCCAACGGCACGAUCAAUUUCAGGACUUUGAUCGAAUGGUCCCUGUGCUUCGUCGCCUCACUCAUCGUUACAAAACCGUCCAAGCUAUUAUCUUGCAGUUGGAGAACAUUGGGUGUCGUUUCACAAACCCUAAAUCCUUCUUGCUCUUGUUGAGGAUUUAUUGGCGUUCAGGUAUGCAUUCCAUGCUCUUUGAUGCUUAUCACCACAUGGAAGCUUACGGUUUUGUACCUAACACCUUUGCUCGUAAUUUGAUUAUGGAUGUUCUAUUUAGGAUUCGCCAACCCUAUCUCGCUUUGAGGGUUUUCCAACACACUCAUCCACCUAAUUUCUUCACCUUUAACAUUGCCCUUCUUCAUCUCUCCAAGUUAAAUGACGUCACUCAUGUCAAUUAUAUUCUUAGACUUAUGUUGCGGAUGGGCUAUUAUCCCAAUGCCCUCACAUUUCAUAUGCUUCUCAAUGCUUUCUGUAACACCAAUGCUUUACUGGAGGCAUAUCAACUGUUGGGUCUCAUGAUCACUUUGGGGAUCAAAUUCUCCGUCAGUGUUUGGACUAUACUCAUCCAUAAGUACUGUAAAUUGGGUAGACUUGAUGUUGCUACCAAUCUGUUGCACAAUAUGGCUCAAACCGGUUGUUCUCCUAAUGUUGUCACUUAUACCACCUUAAUUAAGGCAUUUAUGGAAUCCAACAUGGUAAAUGAUGCCUUUCAUUUGUUAAAUAUCAUGUUAUCUGCUGGCCAAAUUCCAGAUUUGAUUCUUUGUAAUGUUUUAAUUCAUUGCCUUUCAAAGGUUGGAAGGUACCAGGAUGCAAUUCGAGCUUUUCUCAUUUUGUCAGAACAUAACAUAAAACCUGAUUCCUAUACCUUUAGUUCAUUUUUAUCUACAAUAUGUCUGUCUAGAAUGUUUUAUCUCUUACCCGAACUAGUUCUAGCCUGCAGACAUACAGAUGCUGAUUUAGUGUUCUGUAAUACGCUCUUAAGCUCUUUUCUUAAGGCUGGGCUUCCGUCUCUUGCUGUUGGAUUCUAUAAUCAUAUGAUUGAUGAAGGUUUUGCGCCAGAUAAGUAUAGUUUUGCUGGGUUACUUAGCGGACUUUGUGCUGCGGGAAGAAUUGACGAAGCAGUUAAUGUGUACCGUGGUGUUGUUAUGAGUUAUUGUGAUACUGAUGCUCAUAUCCAUACUGUAAUAACAAGUGAGCUUUUAAAGGCUGGUAAGUAUCAGAAGGCUUCCAGUGUUUUUAGAUUAGCGGUGAUGAAGAAAUAUCCACUUGACAAUGUAGCAUACGCAGUUGGUAUCUGUGCACUUCUUAGAGGCGGAAGAACUCAAGAGGCUUGCACAUUGUAUGACCAGAUGAAGGAUAAUGGUCUGAAACCUAAUGUUCAUACAUGUAAUAUGAUGCUUCUCACUUUUUGUAAAGAAGAAGAUCUUCAAAGGAUGAAGCAGAUGCUACAAGAGAUGAUUGAUUCAAGGAUAGAACUGAGUGACAGAAAUUUCUUUAACCUAUGUAAAUUUCCAUGGAGAUCGGAUACUUAUCUUUCAGCUUUAAACUUGUUGGUUGAGAUGAGAGAUUUGGGGUUAUUAUCUGCCAAGGCGUUGCACUCCUUAAGCUUUGACCGGCAUGUUGAAGGUGUACAAGCAAAAUAUGAACAUUAUGUGGAAGCUAAUACGGAAAGGAACCUAGUUCUCGAUUCAUCCAGCUCUGAAGAUCUGUCUGAUGUACCUGCUUCAGUUUGUUGAGCUCUUAUGUUUUCCAUGUAUCCCACUUCUGCUCUAAGGGUUCAUUCAAUUUCUAUACCAUGAAACUCAGUAAUCGAUCCACCCUGGUUACUCUGAAGAAGGAAGGUCCGUAUUCCAUGCAAGUGCCUGCCUUCUGAUUACUGUAGUGAGUAUGGCCAACAAGUUACUGCUUCCAUGCAGUCAUUGUCUCUUGCCAAUGGUUUACGCACAAGGAAGGCAGCGGGAAAGCAGUUGUAUUGUUUAUGGAUCCAUCAUCUUCAAUGUAUUAUCUUCACACAAGCUUGAAUAAGAUAGUGUGAAAAAGGCUGGGGAAAGAUUGCAUGCUUUGUUACACUGCUCAUAGAUGAUGUUGCAAGGGAUACUUUCAAUAUUACCUUCUUCAUUGACGUUUGAAUCUUCCAGUUAAAACACCUUUGUCAUCUGGUGUGUUAGAAUUGGAAGUUUGAUGGGUGAUGAUGCUGAUCAAUGGAUGAAGCAGCACAAUCUGAAGACUGGAAAUACAGGGUUUGUGAAGGCUUGUUUGUAAUCAGAAUUUUCAAUUUGGUACGUAUGUGCCACCCACCUUGUGAAAAUUCUCAACUUGUGUAGGCUGCAACACCUAUAUAAAAUUUCCGGUAUCUCAGUUCAUUUUCGCCGUCUUUUAGAGUUAGAUCCUCAAGUAUUACCAAAUAGUUCAUGUUUUGUGUUGGAAAUUUUAAAAUGAAAUUGGAACUAGGAAGUGAACCGGAUGAGGGGGUCUGUAACUUCUCUUUCUCUUGGUUACAAUUUUUUCUUUCUCUCUGUCACUUUUUUCACCGGGGGUGAAGACGUUGUAAAUAGAAUAGUUUAGAGUGAGGGAAUUUGUAAUUCUUUUUAUUUAGUUAUAAUAGUGUCUCCGCUGUAUAUCUUAAUCACAGGAUUCCAUCAAAUGUCAUUCGUUUCAUUUUCAUUCAAUAUAAUAUC
Gastrolobium bilobum is the source of this 3006-nucleotide messenger RNA. Its product is annotated as putative pentatricopeptide repeat-containing protein At1g16830. The coding region runs from base 112 to 2064 and encodes 650 amino acids. The transcript is spliced from 4 exons. Gene Ontology annotation, cellular component: chloroplast. Gene Ontology annotation, molecular function: protein binding. NCBI's taxonomy places the organism in Eukaryota, Viridiplantae, Streptophyta, Magnoliopsida, Fabales, Fabaceae. The record is from RefSeq and is a predicted model, not a curated record.